CUUCUGGAAACACAGCUGCCAUGUUGGCUCCUCUCAAAGCUAAAGCAUCUUUCUGUCUGCUGUGUUUUAACUCUACCCUCAGUUCCUAUAUCAGCUGAUCCAGGGUCAGUUGUGGCCACUUGCAGGAGAGGUGAGUGCAUGAGGAGCAGAUGUCAGAUCAGUGAGGAAGGUUUGAUGAAGAGGAUAAUGAACAACAAUUAGCUUCAGGAUGGAAACGUUUCUGGGUUUAUAGGUUUGGAAAUUAAAGGGGAAAGUGUUUUGAAUGGAGGCUAAAGAGGGUGCUGGGUGGGGGAGGUGGAGUAUUGAUCUCUAUCAACAAGGGAGAGGGGUGGGGGGAUGGCUGGGCGCCUGCAGGGGGGUGGGGGUGCCACAUGGUUAAGAGCAAUGACAAGCUCAGAGACAAGCAGAGGGUUCACUUCUGAUAUUCACUCAAAAACGUGAAACUUGAGCCUUUUUGCAGCUUCAAACUUCUCAUCACUUCAGGACAAGUUGAGCUCAAAGCUGCAGGAGCGGGUUUGAAAAUGCUCCUCAUCUCUGCAGGCUCACUUCUGUGGAGAUGCUGUUUCUCGCAGGAAUCUGUUGCUUCACUGUGAGACGCUUUAAACCUUCCUCCUCCUCCUCCUCCUCCUCCUCCUCUUCCUCCCGUGCGCCACCGCCGCCGCUGCUGCUGCUGCAGCUUCUGUUACAGCUUCACCAUAAAAUAUUCAUCCAUGGAAAGUCUCUCUUUGAUUCCAGCGCGGUCACUUUGGCGUCCACGCAGGUCCACAAGUUGCGCAGCCUGAACAUGUAACUCAAACCACAGCAGCAGCGUCGGUGUGAAGGCUCCAGAUCCUGCGAGGCUCAACCCUUCCUCCACAUUUGCUCCAUCAGCGGGACGCAGAGAGGCGCACUGCUCCGCCUGUGCCAUCGCAUCCAUCCACGGGGGGAAAAAAGGGAGGAUGUCCGCUCCUACAGGAGGGCCGGGUAAAGGUGGCGGAGAAGACCCCGCCAAGUCCGCCGCCGAGCAGGAGGACCGGCCUCGGCUUCAGGUCCUGUCGGGAACGGGCUUCUGCAAAUGGUUCAACGUCCGGAUGGGCUUUGGAUUUAUCUCAAUGACGAGCAGCGAUGGGAGCCUCGUCGAGCCGCCUCUGGAUGUUUUCGUCCAUCAAAGCAAACUGGUGAUGGAGGGCUUCCGCAGCUUAAAGGAAGGUGAGCAGGUGGAGUUCACCUAUAAGAAGUCCUCUAAGGGCCUUGAGUCCCUGCGGGUGACUGGACCAGGUGGGGGACCCUGCUCAGGCAGCGAAAGGAGACCCAAGGGGAAGGUCCCACUCCAGAAACGCAAACCAAAGGGAGACCGCUGUUAUAACUGUGGAGGUCUGGAUCACCAUGCCAAGGAGUGUGGCCUGCCCCCCCAGCCAAAGAAAUGCCACUACUGCCAGAGCAUUACGCACAUGGUGGCUCAGUGUCCCCACAAGGCGCUGGCGCCCCCCACAGGCUCUCAGGACCAACAUGCGUCUACCUCGGCCACCAGCCCAGGGACCGGGCCCUACCUCUGCCCCCACGAGGAGGAGGAGCGCUCCGGCUCAUCUCCCCUGGAGGGCUCCUCCUCAUCCCCAGAGGAGCCCCAAACACACCGCGGCCCCCGGACCCAGAGGUGGAGGAAAUCCUGAAAACAACCCACAGAGCGCAGCUAUGGCAACGAUCAAUGGGGUACGGACGUGCGUGAAUGUGUGUGACUGACUGACUUGCUGUCAUCUGGUGCAGCUAUGGCAACCACCGCUGGAAUGGUGACUGCAGGGAAUGACUGUUUUUCUUGUUUCAAUCAGUGCAGCUGAAGAGUGACACAACGUGGUAUGAAUCUUUAUUUUUUCUCUCCUUGUUUUCUCUUGCCCACUUGGACCUAAGUGUUGGCCAUUUUUAAUGCUUUUUCCUCACAGGCUUGGUCACAUUUUAUUUUUAAAGCCGCAAAUUAAUAUCCUGUAGACCCAAAUCAUUCUGACAAAAUCAGGAUGCACGCUUUUAGCACACACGGUAGCUCAUUUUACGAAGGAUUAGAAGAAGACUCUUAAAAGCUGAAGACCCUCUCAGCGAUAAUCCAGACCCGCAGGAUUGUUAGCUUGGCUUCUAAAGAUCUCAAGGGAAACUUUAUGGAUCCCAGAGGGAUUUUUUUUUUUUUUAAACAACACGUGAGCUGCUGCUCUUCAAACACUCACUACAUACCUCUCUCUUACAUGAAAUAGACUGGACCAACUGAUUGUCAAAAGAGCAAGCAUGUGUGGUGCACGACUGACAGACUGUGUGUGUAUGUGUGUGUGUGUAUGUGUGUGUGUGUGUGUAUGUGUGCAUGCGCUCUGAGAGUAAGUAAAACUGUCAGACUGUUGCACCUCGUCUUCAGGUGCUGGUCAACACUAUUAACCCUUCAGUUUCCUACUAUGAUAGAUAAACACGCUUUUAGCAGAAAAAAACCCAUCAUAUUAUUACGUUAGAUCUUAUUUUUGAUUCGAGGUAAUGAAUCGAUUGUUAGAUUUCCACUUAUGAUUGUUGUAUAACUAGUUUUAAAUAACUUACAGUUUAUAAAUCAUAGUAUAUGUCAUUAAUAUAUACGUAAAGCCACAAGAUAUAAUUGAAAUUCUCUUAAUUUUAAGUAAUGCAUAUAUAAGGAAUUAGCUCUGACGUAGGUGACUAGCCGUGUAUAUUGCGUGGGAUACUUUUUAUUGUCGUGUGAAAACCUACAGCCCUCUCUCUCUCUCUCUCUCAGUUUAACCAGUCAUCCACGACAAAGACAAACCUUUUUAUAUCGCCACGCCUUCUUAUCAAUAACUUCAAAUAGACGAUAAUCACCUCAGACGCUGCACAAAGACUCGUCCUGUGUUACUGUGCGUGACAGCAUCACAACAGCUGCUCUACUUAUUUAACACGCCACCAAUUCUUCCUCUUGGAAAUGAAUGUCACUGAACGUCAGGCCGUUUGCUCUCCCAGCUGUGUUACAGUAAGAUCCAAACACCUGUUCCUCCUCCAUCUGUGCCUACCAUUUGUUAGUCAGCACCAGCCAUGCGAUGCUUAUACCAGCCGCUGCCACCACCACCACCACCACCGCUGCUGCUGCGUCACGUUCCCUAGAGAGAGAGAGAGAGAGACAGAGAGAUAAAGUGAGAGAGAGAUGGCGUGCUGCUUUUGGUAUAACUUGAAUCCCAAGUAUGGCUUUAGUGGCACUUAUUUGUGACCUAACAACUCUUCUCUGACCAUAUUGAAUGUGAAAAGAGCUCACCCGAAGCUGACUCCUCACAAAGUUUACGCUGGGUUGCUUUGGAGUUGUAUCUUAAUGUUCUGACAAAUCAAAUAACUUUGUAUGAUGAUAUCAAGCUUGUGUGUUUUAAAAAAAACAAAACAAAGCUCUACGUAGACAACCAACUUCUUUUGGUAUAUUUCUAUACCAAAGAGUUUGGCUUUAUUUUUUUGAAGGCAUUUAACGUUAAGACGUGCUGACGCGGUUGCUAUGUUUUUUAUGUUUAUGUACAGCUUUUUGAAUGUGUGCGUGCGUUAAAAUCGAAUCUCAACAAUGCAGCAUGACAGAAAAAAAAAAUGAAUGACCAAACUACAGAAGGAGCACAGGCCAUGCUCAAACCUCUAUUGAAACAACAUCUUUUUUUUGUAUGAUGUAUUUCUACAUUUUUACACAGAAUUCCUCUCAGGAUGAUGAACUGUUCUCAGGGAAUUAACCAAAAAAAUGUAUUGUAUUCUUUUGGGAAUCAUCCACUGACUGACUCCGCAAACUCUGUUAAGCAAUGGUGACGAGACGUAUGUAACCAGUUCAUGUACAGAUAUUAGCAACUACCUCUUGAGUUAUACAUAGUUGUGCAUUUCUUUUUUUGUUUUGUAUAUUUUUUGAUGAGCUUGUACGGUAAACAGUGGGUCUCUGUUGUACUGAGGUGUUGUGUGAGACGUUCCCUAGUGUUGCCACAGACUCCCUGGUCUUCCUUCCCAGAUUUGAUGAGUUACUUUCUUCUUCUUUUUACUGCAAAAACUCUUUUUUUUUGUUUACAGCAAAAGCCUACCUCAUACGCGCUAUUCUUUCACAAACUCUUUACCUCCUCCCAGCCCCCUCUACCUCCACCAUGCAGUCGUUUGUUAAUUGAAUUGCCACUCGUCGCACUAGAGUUUCACGGCAUUUUCAACGAAUCAGCUCUUGAAGCGGCUCAUCCCUCGUUACUCCAAAUAUAUCUUACAAUCAAAAGGCCUUUUUUGAAGGUUUUUACACAAGUUUUCAGAAUGGGCAUGUUUGCCUCACACAUCCAGGGUGAAGUUUUAUCUGCCAGCUUCGUGUUAUACUGUGGGUGCACCCUCAUCACGUAGCUACAGACAGCCAGUGAGUUUACCUCAGUUUGUUGGGCUAGCGAUAGACAUUGGUAAAUAUGAAAUAUUUUACAUUUCUGUGUGAACACAUAUUUGAAAAGACAUGGACUGUUGUUUUUAGUUUGUACGUUUUUUUAUCAUAACUGUUUUUUGUAACCACUUGAUAUGAUGGGCCUAAGGUGGAGAAGAAUAGGAUUGUACUUCACACAAGGAGUGCCUAUCUCUAUGUUUUGUUUGUCUGACCCGAUUACCAAAUAGAUAUUUUCUUCUUUUUGGGCUCAAUGGUCACGGCCUUCCUUUUUUCUUUUAACGGCCCCAGAUAAUCAGAUGUUAUAUGUGGUUUGGAGAUGAUGCCCCUUCUUGUUGCAAUUUGUAUUUAGAGCGGCAUUGUUAACAUUUAACAUGAAAUCAGUAGAUUUUUGUACUAAUGGUGACAUUGCAUAGACGUCAUUCUUUAAAAAAAAGAUUGAUGAAGAUGAAUAUUAUUACUUUUUAAAAAACUAACUCAUGAGAUUAAAGAUUGAUUUUUUUUUUUUUGCUUAUGACCGCAGUAUUACAGUUGAGAGAAUUCCUAUGGAGUAUUGCCAGUUAUGAACAAAAUACACAACCACAGUCAAAUAUAGUAAUAUUAUUGUUCUUAGUAGCUUUAUAUUUUCUUCCAAUCAAUGUAACUACUGAUUGAUCUCUUGUUAAUUGUCCUGUUCAGUAUUCAACACAGCCAAGGAAAUAACCCCCUUAAGUUAGAAAUAAUUAAAAGGCUCGUCGAGGCUGCAUGUAGGAUAACAAAUUGGUGUUUUUAAUAUUUUCCCACUCUUACUUAUUAAUCAUGCAAACAUGAGACGACACAUGCAAAGAGUCCCAACCAUGCAAUCAUCACAAAUGUUGCAUACGAUUUUACCCAAGAUCGAACAUUUGCAAACACGCAUGAACCAGUUUCUCAGCAAAACCCUGAACAAUGAACAUGGUGUGUCAGAUAUACUGUAAUAUGCCAUAACAGAAUAUACUGAGAAUUAAAAUCAGUAUACUUACAAACUUAAUUUUUGAAAUUCAUACCAAUCUGAGACUCACCUCUGCCCCUCCGCGAUGGUAGAGAGGGACAAGAAACUGGGAUAACUCAUAAAACUGUUUGAAUCUUUCAUGAAAUAAGGGUUUCUGUGUCGUUGUGUUUCUUUUCUAAAAAGGUAAUUCAUGCUUGAUAUCUUUGUGUUCUCAUGAUCCAGUAUUUAAAGUUGAUUCUUUUUAUUUUUGUUGCUGUCCUGUGAAAACCAUGCAUCUCCAAAUUUUAAGAAAAUGUUUUAAAAUUUUGGGAAAAGGCUAAAUCAUCGUCACGUUUAUCCACAUCUGUCAGUCUGUGAAAUCUUAGCUUCACUUUACUCCUUAUUAUUGCAACACUACAGAUUUAAAAUUAGCAGAGAUGCUAGCUUCUUAAUGAACAAGUGAAAGAAAUGCUUUUCUUACCUUUGUUUAGAGUCCAACUUGCUGUUUCCAGACCUUGUGCUAAGCUAAGCUAACCAGUUGCUGGCACAACUCAAGUCCCAGUUAUUUGCUUCUUGUUUAUUAGCAUACUUUCACCAAUCCUAAGACUGAGCUAGGCUAGCUGUUUCCCCUUGGUUCCAGUCUAUUUGCUAAGCUAAGCUAUCCACCUGGUGGCAAAACAUUAGCCCUAGUGCUAGACAGAGCUACGCUAGCAGUUAUCCUUGGCCUCCUGUCUCUGCGCUAAACUAAGCUAACCAGCUGUUGUCCAUUAGUAUGCAUUCCCUAAUGCUAGACAGAGCUAAGUUAGCUGUUUCUUUUUUGUGCUAAGCUAAGUCAACCCACCUCUGGCAUAACAUGAAUUUCUUGUUUUUACACAUUCAGUUUGAAACUUCCAAAUCACAAAAUCUGGAAAUACAAGGUUUCCAUCAGACGGCAAUUAAAAUAAAUGUGUAUGUGUAAUUGAAGGAAAAGUCUGUUUUCAGUGAAUAAAAACAAGCACAUCUGGUCCAAAGACUACAGAAGACCCAAGAAUAGUAUAAACUAUAGGCCUACAUUCAUAUAAUGAAUAUAAAAACCUCAAUGAUCCUUAACCACGUAUCAAAAGCCUUUGGAGACGGACAGGAUGUAUCACGCCAUGAUCCCAGAUGACUGAAGUUCACAUACCUCAACUGCUCUGUGCUUUGCCUUGACUGGAGAACAAUGUGUUGUAGGGGAUGAUGAUUACUGUUUUUUUUAACUGUAUUAUGUUGGAUUCUUAUUGUGUUUAUGUAAAUGAAAUCAUACUGGACCGUUGGACCUCUAAAGGACCUCUAAAUCCAACCAAGGCAGUUUAAAGUGCAGAUACCUCCUUGUAUUGACUCGUAACCUCGCAGGUCUCAUGUUUGUCCGUGUUCUUACUCUCUACAUCAAGGCCAGAGGGAGUCUUCUGAGCUCGUUUCCUCUGGAGUACGUCUAGAGCCAAGCACUGAUUGCUUUUGAAUGGGGAAAUGUUCUUCUAUGUGCAUAUCACUCAUUAUUUUAGCCCCAAUAUAAGUGUACUGCCUUUUUUAAUCUCUGUGAAUCUUGGAUUGGAUUUUUAAAAUAUGUCUUAAAUGUUUUACUUGAUUGGAAAAUAAACAUAUUAUAUUGGCAUUAAAGUAUGUAUAAUUUCCUACUAGACAUUAGAGUGGUAAGAUGUUUGCUUCUUUUCUAUGGGAUUCAGAUUUAAACAUUCACUCUCACACACAUUUGCACAC
This is a messenger RNA of Paralichthys olivaceus (Japanese flounder), 7043 nucleotides long. Lineage: Eukaryota; Metazoa; Chordata; Actinopteri; Pleuronectiformes; Paralichthyidae. The record is from RefSeq and is a predicted model, not a curated record.